This is a messenger RNA of Salvelinus namaycush (lake trout), 1074 nucleotides long. RefSeq names its product protein Wnt-6-like. Gene Ontology annotation, molecular function: cytokine activity; frizzled binding. The coding region runs from base 1 to 1074 and encodes 357 amino acids. Gene Ontology annotation, cellular component: extracellular region. The record is from RefSeq and is a predicted model, not a curated record. The transcript has 4 exons. Gene Ontology annotation, biological process: canonical Wnt signaling pathway; multicellular organism development; neuron differentiation. NCBI's taxonomy places the organism in Eukaryota, Metazoa, Chordata, Actinopteri, Salmoniformes, Salmonidae.
AUGACGAUUCCAUUAUCUCGGACUCAACUAGCCCUGUUUUUCAUCCUCUUGUGUCCGGUCAAUAUCAUUGGGUUAUGGUGGGCAGUGGGGAGCCCUCUGGUCAUGGACCCCAAUAGUAUCUGUCGGAAGACCAAGCGACUAGUGGGCAAGCAGGCUGAGCUGUGCCAGAACCAGCCAGAGAUCGUCCACGAGGUCGCCAAGGGUGCCAAGCUGGGUGUGCGGGAGUGCCAGUACCAGUUUCGUUUUCGCCGCUGGAACUGCACCAGUCAGAACAAGUACUUUGGCAAAAUACUCCAACAAGACAUCCGGGAGACAGCGUUUGUGUACGCCAUCACAGCGGCUGGGGUGACCCACACGGUGACUCAGGCCUGCAGUAUGGGGGAGCUGCUGCAGUGUGGCUGUGAGGCAACCAGGAGCAGGGCUCCCCCCCGGCCAGCCUCCUCCUCCACCACCACCUCUGGCGAGGGAGUCAAGUGGGAGUGGGGUGGCUGCGGAGACGACGUGGAGUUUGGCUACGAGAAGUCCAAGCAGUUCAUGGAUGCCAAGAGGAAAAAGGGCAAGAGUGACAUCAGGACGUUGAUCGAUCUCCACAACAACGAAGCAGGACGACUGGCGGUGAGGAAUUAUAUGAGGACUGAAUGUAAAUGUCAUGGCCUGUCCGGGUCUUGCACACUCCGGACCUGUUGGAAAAAGAUGCCUCACUUUCGCGAGGUGGGUGAUCGCCUGCUGGAGCGGUUCAAUGGAGCUUCCAAGGUGAUGGGAGGCAACGAUGGCAAGACCCUGGUUCCCGUAGGCCAGAACAUCAAGCCUCCGGACAAACAGGACCUGAUCUACUCGGCCGAGUCGCCCGACUUCUGCUCGCCCAAUAGGAAGACGGGCUCACUGGGCACGCGGGGCCGCAUGUGCAACAGCACAGCCAUGGACGUGAGCGGCUGUGACCUGCUGUGCUGUGAGCGUGGCUACCGGGACGAGACAGUGGUGUUCGAGGAGAACUGCCUCUGCCGCUUCCACUGGUGCUGCGUGGUGCAGUGUAAGAAGUGCUCGGUGAGGAAAGAACUCAGUCUCUGUCACUAG